This is a messenger RNA of Adineta ricciae, 582 nucleotides long. Lineage: Eukaryota; Metazoa; Rotifera; Eurotatoria; Adinetida; Adinetidae. The record is from the annotation of a GenBank genome assembly.
AUGGAGGCAGACCAACAAGACUCAGCAAGACCAUCAUUGCAUCUCGAUACUCUUCAACUACCGAAUUCUCAUGAGAUUGAAAUUAGCGACCGACAACGAAGAUCUUCCCCUGCUCUGUUCGAUCGAGACCGUGAAGGAUCGGAGUCCGAACGACAGACUUGGAAUAUCAAACAGCAUAUACCUUCAGCUAUGCGUGCUCCCGACCGAUCAAGACCACCGAACUUUCUACUGGAUGUUCGAUUUUAUUCAAUGAAGAAGACAGCUAUGACUUUGAUGUGCUUAUUGAUGAUCAUCAUGAGUAACAGUGUUCAACUCAAACAUGUACUCAAACAAGGUUCUUCACAUCCCUUCUAUGGCACUCAAGUUUCAUUAGGAAUUAUUUCGGUAUUGAUGUGCACCUCAAUAGGCUGUAUCCAAUUGUAUACAUUUCUCUUUACUUGGCAUGAUCAUCUCCUAUUGCCAUCCAGUUUUACGGCAAAUUUGACACGUUAUGAUCAACUUCUUAUCGUACUUCCAGCUAUUUUAACAAUUCUACUGUUCUUAUUUGAUGCAACAUUUCUUGCGAUUAUGUUUCAGUUUUAA